AUGACUGCCUCAUCCGCGUCGAAACGCUCUUCGGCGCUUAGCGUGACAUCCGUAGCAGCACCCCUCGGCGCCCUCGGCAUGCUGCUCACACCAUGGGGACAAUCGACCCUCAAAGCCAUCUUCCUCGAACCCAUCCGCAUCAAUCCACCUGUCUGGCUUCGUCUCCUGCUUGGUCUUCUCUUUAUCGCCAACAUCCGCUCCACGCCAUUUGCCUGGCACAUCCGCGUGCUCUAUCCCGCUUUCAGAUCCGUGCUUCUCGCCCGCACGUUUUCGUCGUCGAAAUCCACCUCACUUACCCACCCUUCGAUCAAGCCCCAACUGAAACUGUCACGCCUCCCGCUCGACCGUGAUAUAUUUCUCGACACGUCGUCCCACUCCUUUGUAGCCACUCUCGACGAGUGUGACUGGAACGGCCACCUUUCCAACUCGUCCUACUCCAAGUCACUCGACGUCACCCGACUGGCACACAACGGACCACGCUUCCUUAAGAUGUACUACGAUGGUGGAUGGAUCGCGCUUGGCGGCUCAGGCUUCAACUUCCAUCGCGAAGUGCCUAUGUUGGCAAAGUAUACCAUCAGGAUGAGCGUAGAAGCGUGGGAUGACAAGUGGGUCUAUGUCGUCGGACGUUUCGUCUCGCCGGUCAAAUCUUCUGCUCAGAAACCCAAGGACGGUGAUGCGAUGACGGAAAAACUGCAAUCUGGAGAGACAUUGUACUGCACAUCCAUCUCUCGAUACGUCUGCAAAGCGGGUCGAAGAACCAUCCCUCCUUGGCUGAUGAUCGCCACUUCCGGCUACGGCACUCUACCACCUACAAAGUCAAAUUGGGACAAGGCAGAGGCCCUACGAGUCAAGUAUCUCGAACAGGAACGAGAAGCAUACCGGAACAAAACGGGACGCAAGACUGUUUCGAACAAGGUCGACGCCAAGCUGAUCAAGAAAGCGGCGCUCCUCCGACAGUUCCGCACGGAAAGCGAACGAAAGGGAACCGAAGACGAAGCGUGGAUGUCGAAAGCUUACUGGGAGACGGACGAAUGGGAGACACGCCGUAAAGAAGGGCUGGCACGGCUCGGUGUCAGCGUCGGCAUCCUUCCCGCUGUAGAGAAAUGA
Molecule: messenger RNA, 1107 nt
Organism: Pseudozyma hubeiensis SY62
Lineage: Eukaryota; Fungi; Basidiomycota; Ustilaginomycetes; Ustilaginales; Ustilaginaceae
Exons: 1
Coding region: 1-1107 (368 amino acids)
Source: RefSeq, a predicted model, not a curated record